This is a messenger RNA of Miscanthus lutarioriparius, 1446 nucleotides long. The record is from the annotation of a GenBank genome assembly. Lineage: Eukaryota; Viridiplantae; Streptophyta; Magnoliopsida; Poales; Poaceae.
AUGGUUUCCUCUGAGAUAACCUCUGUUACUGCGGUGCGUGCACAGGGCCCAAAGCUUUUUAGAGGGAAGAUCCUUCUGCCAGGGGGGGCUCCAGAUGUCGUCCCUUCUGAAAAUGUUGAGUUCGAUUUUUCUGAUGUUUUUGGGCCUAGUGCAGUCCAGACUCACACAGAAGUGAGUAUUCUCACUCCUGACAGUCCAGCACCUGUGGCUGAGUCCAACGAUGAGGUUUACGAUGACCCUGAUGUCAUUGUCAAACGAUCUCAUUCUCUUGUUGGUCCAUCGUCUCUUGUUAGUCAGUCUUUGCCAUUUAGCAAGCUUACACUGCACAAAACAGAGAUCUCAUUGGAACUUUCAGAGUGCCCUUCCAAAGAAAAGCAGAUCAACCAAGGGUCCCUUAGUGAUGAUGAGUUUGAUGAUGUAAAAAAGGAGAAUGAGGGUGUUGGACUAGAUGACUUUGAAGUUUUGAAGCUCGUUGGCCAAGGGGCAUUUGGCAAAGUAUAUCAGGUGAGAAAGAAAGGUACUUCUGAAAUAUAUGCAAUGAAAGUUAUGAGGAAGGACAAGGUUGUGGAGAAGAAUCAUGCUGAGUACAUGAAAGCUGAGAGAGAUAUACUGACAAAAGUUGACCAUCCUUUCGUCGUGCAGCUGAGGUACUCUUUUCAGACAAAGUACCGACUCUACCUUGUCCUGGACUUCAUAAAUGGAGGCCAUCUCUUCUUCCAGCUUUACCACCAGGGUUUAUUUAGGGAGGAGCUUGCACGCAUCUACACUGCUGAAAUUGUAUCUGCUGUAGCCCACCUCCAUGCCAAUGGUAUUAUGCAUAGAGAUUUGAAGCCUGAGAACAUCUUACUGGAUGCUGAUGGUCAUGCUAUGCUGACUGACUUUGGCGUGGCAAAAGAAUUUGAUGAAAACACUAGAUCAAACUCAAUGUGUGGUACUGUUGAGUACAUGGCCCCAGAAAUUGUUCAGGGCCGAGGUCAUGAUAAGGCUGCAGACUGGUGGAGUGUGGGAAUUCUUCUUUUUGAAAUGCUUACGGGAAAGCCACCGUUUAUUGGUGGAAACAGAGACAAGAUUCAACAGAAGAUAGUAAAGGAGAAGAUAAAGCUGCCGACAUAUUUAUCUAGUGAAGUUCACUCUCUGUUGAAAGGAUUACUGCACAAAGAAGCUGGCAGACGGCUGGGAAGUGGACCAGGCGGCAGUGAUGAAAUCAAGAACCACAAGUGGUUCAAGUCUGUAAACUGGAAGAGACUGGAGGCCCGUCAGAUCCAGCCAAGCUUCCGGCCGAAUGUUGCUGGCAAGACCUGCAUUGCAAACUUUGAUGAGUGCUGGACGAACAUGCCUGUGCUUGACUCUCCAGUGGCCAGCCCUGUUGCAGCCAACAGCAACUUUGUGGGGUUCAGUUAUGUGAGGCCGGCACCGUUCCUCCAAAAGCCGAAUCCCCUUGGCUGA